GCAAAGAAGGAGAAGGAGGAGGGGCGGGACUCCAGUCGGAUCGCAGCCGGCCGCGGCGACGGAGGCUGGGCCCGGGGCUCGGCGGGCCCCCAGCCGCUGUGCAAGACGCCUCGGAGGCGGUGACGCUCCCCUCAGGGAGGUCCGGCGGCCGACCGCUAGCCGCACCCGGGUGGUUGCCAAGGGCCUGCCCCGGCUGCGGGGUUAGUUGCUAGGGCCUCCAUCUUGAGGCCGGUGGCCGCGGCGGCCCCGGAAGGGGUUGCCGAACAGGGCAUUCACUUCCGGUCUGGGGCCUGCGGCGGCGGCGGUGGCGGCGGCGGCGGCAGCGGGUCGGUGUAGAAAAUGGCGCUGGUGCAGCGGCUCGGGCCUCUCCCCGCGGCGCUGCGGAGGGCUUGAGGCUCGCGAGCCUCACUCGCCGCGCCCCACUUGCUCGUGCACUUUACACACAUGAGAGAAUUGGAAGCUAAAGCUACCAAAGACGUAGAAAGGAAUCUUAGCAGGGAUUUAGUGCAAGAAGAAGAACAGUUGAUGGAAGAAAAGAAAAAGAAAAAAGACGACAAGAAAAAGAAGGAAGCUGCUCAAAAGAAGGCCACUGAACAAAAAAUCAAAGUGCCAGAACAGAUAAAGCCCAGUGUAAGCCAGCCUCAGCCUGCCAACUCUAAUAACGGCACUUCCACAGCAACCAGCACUAAUAAUAAUGCCAAGCGAGCCACAGCCAACAAUCCGCAGCAGCAGCAGCAGCCACAGCCGCCACAGCCGCCACAGCAGCCGCCCCAGCAGCCCCCGCAGUCCCCGCAGCCGCCGCAGCAGCCGCCGCAGCCAGCACAGGCCUUGCCUCGGUAUCCUCGAGAAGUACCGCCACGAUUUCGCCACCAGGAACACAAACAGCUUCUAAAGAGGGGUCAGCAUUUUCCUGUCAUAGCAGCAAACCUGGGAUCUGCUGUUAAAGUGUUAAGCAGCCAGUCAGAAAACAGUGCUUUAACAAAUCAACAGCCACAAAAUAACGGAGAGGUGCAGAACAGCAAAAACCAGUCAGAUAUAAACCACAAUACUUCAGGAUCCCAUUAUGAAAAUUCGCAGCGGGGACCUGGGUCUUCUCCGAGUGACUCUAGCACAAAUUAUAAGAAUGCUGUUGUAAACGACUCCCUUGAAAAAGAAGCAUGGCCCUCAGUCCCUGGCAGUGAUCCAGAGUUGGCUUCAGAAUGUAUGGAUGCUGAUUCUGCCUCCAGUUCUGAAUCAGAGAGAAACAUCACUAUCAUGGCUUCAGGGAGCUCCGGCGGUGAAAAAGAUGGCCUUCGGAAUAGCACUGGACUUGGUUCCCAAAACAAGUUUGUGGUUGGUAGCAGCAGCAAUAAUGUGGGCCAUGGAAGUAGUACUGGGCCAUGGGGUUUUUCCCAUGGAGCCAUAAUAAGCACAUGUCAGGUCUCUGUGGAUGCUCCUGAAAGCAAAUCAGAAAGUAGCAACAAUAGAAUGAAUGCUUGGGGCACUGUAAGUUCUUCAUCAAAUGGAGGGUUAAAUCCAAGCACUUUGAAUUCAGCUAGCAACCAUGGUGCCUGGCCAGUAUUAGACAACAACGGACUUGCCCUCAAAGGGCCUGUAGGGAGCAGUAGUUCUGGCAUCAAUAUUCAGUGCAGUACCAUAGGCCAGAUGCCUAACAAUCAGAGUAUUAACUCUAAAGUGGGUGGUUCUUCCACCCAUGGUACCUGGGGAAGCCUUCAGGAAACUUGUGAAUCUGAAGUAAGUGGUACACAGCAGGUUUCAUUCAGUGGUCAACCUCAGAAUAUUACCACUGAGAUGACUGGACCAAAUAACACUACUAACUUUAUGACCUCUAGUUUACCAAACUCCGGUUCAGUACAGAAUAAUGAACUGCCUAGUAAUACAGGGGCCUGGCGUGUGAGCACAAUGAAUCAUCCUCAGAUACAGGCUCCGUCGGUUAUGAAUGGCACUUCCCUUUCUCACCUUAGCAAUGGAGAGCCAAAAAGUGGAGGCUCUUACGGUACUACGUGGGGUGCCUAUGGUUCUAAUUACUCUGGAGACAAAUGUUCGAGCCCUAACGGCCAAGCUAAUGGUGACACUGUGAAUGCAACUCUAAUGCAGCCUGGCAUAAAUGGGCCUAUGGGCACUAACUUUCAAGUGAACACAAAUAAAGGAGGAGGCGUGUGGGAGUCUGGGGCAGCGAAUUCCCAGAGUGCGUCGUGGGGAAGUGGAAAUGGCGCAAAUUCUGGAGGAAGUCGACGAGGAUGGGGAACUCCCGCACAAAACACUGGCACUAAUAUACCCAGCGUGGAGUGGAGCAAACUGCCUAGCAAUCAGCAUUCCAAUGACAGUGCAAAUGGCAACGGUAAGAAGUUUACAAACGGAUGGAAAUCUACUGAGGAAGAGGAUCAGGGUUCUGCCACAUCUCAGACAAAUGAGCAGAACAGUGUGUGGGCCAAAACAGGAGGUACAGUGGAGAGUGAAGGUAGUACAGAAAGCACUGGACGCCUCGAGGAGAAAGCAACUGGGGAAAAUCAGAGUAGAGAUAGGAGAAAAAUUGAUCAGCACACAUUACUCCAAAGCAUCGUAAACAGAACUGACUUGGAUCCACGUGUCCUCUCCAACUCUGGUUGGGGACAGACUCCUAUUAAGCAGAAUACUGCCUGGGAUACAGAAACAUCACCUAGAGGGGAAAGAAAGACUGACAAUGGGACAGAGGCCUGGGGAAGCUCUGCAACACAGACUUUUAACUCAGGGGCAUGUAUAGAUAAGACUAGCCCUACUAGUAAUGAUACCUCAUCUGUAUCGGGGUGGGGAGAUCCCAAACCUGCUCUGAGGUGGGGAGAUUCCAAAGGCUCAAGCUGCCAGGGGGGAUGGGAAGAUGACUCUGCUGCUACAGGAAUGGUCAAGAGCAAUCAGUGGGGGAACAGCAAAGAAGAGAAGUCCGCAUGGAAUGAUUCGCAAAAGAGCAAACAGGGAUGGGGUGAUGGACAAAAAUCAAACCAAGGGUGGUCCGUUUCUGCUGGUGAAAACUGGGGGGAAACUUCAAGGAGUAACCAUUGGGGUGAGGCUAAUAAGAAAUCUAGCUCAGGAGGUAGUGACAGUGACAGGUCCGUUUCUGGUUGGAACGAACUUGGUAAAACUAGUUCCUUUACUUGGGGAAAUAACAUAAAUCCAAAUAAUUCAUCAGGAUGGGAUGAAUCUUCUAAACCUAAUCCUUCCCAGGGAUGGGGAGAUCCUCCAAAGUCUAAUCAGUCUCUAGGUUGGGGAGAUUCGUCAAAGCCAGUCAGUUCUCCAGACUGGAACAAGCAACAAGACAUUGUCGGGUCUUGGGGAAUCCCACCAGCUACAGGCAAACCUCCUGGUACCGGCUGGCUGGGAGGACCUAUACCAGCCCCAACAAAAGAAGAAGAGCCCACAGGCUGGGAGGAACCAUCCCCCGAAUCCAUACGUCGUAAAAUGGAGAUUGACGACGGAACUUCAGCUUGGGGAGAUCCGAGCAAAUACAACUACAAAAAUGUGAACAUGUGGAACAAAAACGUCCCAAAUGGCAGCAGCCGCUCAGACCAGCAAGCACAGGUACACCAGCUGCUGCCGUCUGCAAGUGCCAUCUCAAACAAAGAGGCAGGCAGUGGCUCCGGCUGGGGUGAGCCCUGGGGGGAGCCUUCUACUCCAGCCACAACUGUGGAUAAUGGUACUUCAGCAUGGGGUAAACCCAUAGACAGUGGUCCCAGCUGGGGGGAGCCCAUUGCUGCGGCAUCCAGCACAUCCACGUGGGGCUCCAGCUCUGUUGGUCCUCAAGCAUUAAGCAAAUCUGGGCCAAAAUCUAUGCAAGAUGGCUGGUGUGGUGAUGAUAUGCCAUUGCCUGGAAAUCGCCCCACUGGCUGGGAAGAGGAAGAGGAUGUAGAGAUUGGAAUGUGGAAUAGUAAUUCAUCUCAAGAGCUUAACUCAUCUUUAAAUUGGCCACCAUAUACAAAGAAAAUGUCAUCGAAGGGUCUGAGUGGCAAAAAAAGGAGAAGGGAAAGGGGAACCAUGAAAGGUGGAAACAAACAAGAAGAAGCUUGGAUAAAUCCAUUCGUUAAACAGUUUUCAAAUAUCAGUUUUUCGAGAGACUCACCAGAAGAAAAUGUACAGAGCAAUAAGAUGGAUCUUUCCGGAGGAAUGUUACAGGACAAACGAAUGGAGAUAGAUAAACAUAGCCUAAAUAUUGGUGAUUACAAUCGAACGGUCGGGAAAGGCCCUGGUUCUCGGCCUCAGAUUUCCAAAGAGUCUUCCAUGGAGCGCAGCCCUUACUUUGAUAAGGAUGGCAUUGUAGCAGAUGAAUCCCAAAACAUGCAGUUUAUGUCCAGUCAAAGCAUGAAGCUUCCCCCUUCAAAUAGUGCACUACCUAACCAGGCCCUUGGCUCCAUAGCAGGGCUGGGUAUGCAAAACUUGAAUUCUGUUAGACAGAAUGGCAAUCCCAGUAUGUUCGGUGUUGGAAACACAGCAGCACAACCCCGGGGCAUGCAGCAGCCUCCAGCACAACCUCUUAGUUCAUCUCAGCCUAAUCUCCGUGCUCAAGUGCCUCCUCCAUUACUCUCCCCUCAGGUUCCAGUUUCAUUGCUGAAGUAUGCACCAAACAACGGUGGCCUGAAUCCGCUCUUUGGCCCUCAACAGGUAGCCAUGCUGAACCAGCUAUCCCAACUAAACCAGCUUUCUCAGAUCUCCCAAUUACAGCGAUUGUUAGCGCAGCAGCAAAGGGCCCAGAGUCAGAGAAGCGUGCCUUCUGGGAACCGGCAGCAGCAAGACCAGCAGGGUCGACCUCUUAGCGUGCAGCAGCAGAUGAUGCAGCAGUCCCGGCAACUCGAUCCCAGCCUGUUGGCGAAGCAGCAGACCCCGCCAUCUCAGCAGCAGCCACUCCAUCAGCCAGCCAUGAAAUCUUUCCUCGAGAAUGUCAUGCCCCACACUACACCUGAGCUGCAAAAAGGGCCAUCACCAAUAAAUGCUUUCAGCAACUUCCCGAUAGGCUUGAACUCAAACUUGAAUGUAAAUAUGGAUAUGAACAGUAUUAAAGAGCCACAGUCAAGACUAAGGAAGUGGACUACAGUGGACAGCAUUUCUGUGAACACAUCUUUGGAUCAAAACUCCAGCAAACAUGGUGCUAUUUCAAGUGGUUUCAGGCUGGAAGAGUCUCCAUUUGUUCCCUAUGACUUUAUGAACAGCAGUACUUCUCCAGCCAGCCCUCCGGGUUCAAUAGGAGAUGGCUGGCCACGUGCCAAAUCGCCUAACGGCUCUAGCAGUGUUAACUGGCCACCAGAAUUUCGCCCUGGUGAACCAUGGAAAGGUUAUCCAAACAUUGACCCUGAAACUGACCCUUACGUCACUCCUGGCAGUGUCAUAAACAAUCUUUCAAUUAAUACUGUGCGGGAAGUUGACCACCUCAGGGACAGGAACAGUGGGUCUUCCUCAUCCUUGAACACCACGCUGCCUUCAACUAGUGCCUGGUCAUCCAUUCGUGCCUCCAACUACAACGUUCCCCUCAGCAGCACAGCACAAAGCACUUCAGCCAGAAAUAGUGAUUCCAAAUUGACAUGGUCUCCUGGUUCAGUUACAAACACCUCUCUGGCUCAUGAGCUGUGGAAGGUCCCUUUACCACCUAAAAACAUCACUGCUCCGUCCCGCCCACCUCCGGGACUGACUGGUCAGAAGCCACCCUUGUCUACAUGGGAUAACUCUCCCCUUCGUGUAGGUGGAGGAUGGGGAAAUUCUGACGCCAGGUACACCCCAGGUUCCAGCUGGGGUGAGAGCAGCUCAGGGAGAAUAACAAAUUGGCUUGUUCUAAAGAACCUUACACCUCAGAUCGAUGGCUCAACUCUGCGUACUCUGUGCAUGCAGCAUGGCCCACUGAUAACAUUCCACCUGAACCUCCCACAUGGAAAUGCUUUGGUCCGUUACAGUUCAAAAGAAGAGGUAGUGAAGGCACAAAAGUCUCUGCACAUGUGUGUAUUGGGGAACACUACUAUUCUUGCUGAGUUUGCCAGUGAAGAGGAGAUCAGCCGUUUCUUUGCACAAAGUCAGUCUUUGACCCCUUCUCCUGGCUGGCAGUCUCUCGGGUCCAGCCAGAGCCGGCUGGGCUCCCUCGACUGUUCCCACUCGUUCUCCAGCCGGACCGAUCUCAAUCACUGGAAUGGUGCUGGGCUGUCGGGAACUAACUGUGGAGACCUUCACGGCACUUCACUCUGGGGGACCCCACAUUAUUCCACAAGCCUGUGGGGUCCUCCCAGCAGCAGCGACCCCCGGGGAAUUAGCAGCCCAUCCCCCAUUAAUGCUUUUCUUUCUGUUGACCACCUGGGUGGGGGUGGAGAGUCCAUGUAACGUGUAGAUGUAGACUCACGAACUGUGACCUCAAGAAGCGAAAGAAAGGAGCACUAAGUUGGGCUCGCCGCCUGCAGCCAGGGGCCACCUGUGGGAACAGCUCUUCUCUGCACAUUUUCCACUUUGUUUUCCCUGAAACAUAUCAGUUUGAAUACUUGAAUCAUGCAGGCCAAUAUUAUAAUGUGAAAAGGUAUCUAUCUAUUUACACUCCCAAAUAGCGCCAUACAUGCUAAACCGUGUAGAAUGAGCUCACUCGUGUAUAUUCAUCAUGUUUAGCCUUUGGGUUCUUUUCUUUUUUUCCUCCCUGCCCCUUCCCUGUUUCUCUCCCCAUCCUUCACCUGCUGUUGCCCUUUUUUUUUUUUUUUACCCCC
Molecule: messenger RNA, 6701 nt
Organism: Mustela erminea (ermine)
Lineage: Eukaryota; Metazoa; Chordata; Mammalia; Carnivora; Mustelidae
Gene: TNRC6A
Product: trinucleotide repeat containing adaptor 6A
Exons: 25
Coding region: 445-6330 (1961 amino acids)
Biological process (GO): miRNA-mediated post-transcriptional gene silencing; positive regulation of nuclear-transcribed mRNA poly(A) tail shortening
Cellular component (GO): P-body; nucleoplasm
Molecular function (GO): nucleic acid binding
Source: RefSeq, a predicted model, not a curated record